AUGGAGCCGCCGUGCAGCCUGCGCCGCUGUGCUGCCAUUGUUAUCGGCGUGCACCUGCUUAUGCUCCUGCCGCCGUCGACGCUGAGCUUUAGAUUGACGCCGGCGCUGUCCCCGGCCCCGGCCCUGGCCCCGGAGGCGUUGAAGACCAUCACCGUGGACCAGCAUGGAGGAGGGGACUUUAGGCAUGUCCAGUCGGCAGUGAACUUCGUGCCGGACGGCAACCGCGAGUGGAUCCGGAUCCACGUCAAGAGUGGCAGCUACAGGGAGAAAGUCACCAUCCCAAAGAAGAAAGGCUUCAUCUUGCUGGAAGGCGACGGGUCGUGGAACACGGACAUCAACUACGACGACCACGCCCACGGCGACAUAAACGACCUGAUGCGCAACGGCGGCGGCGGCAGCAACUGGUCGCCGACCGCGGAGAGCGCCACCUUCACGGUCCUCGCGGACAACUUCGUGGCCCGGAACAUAGCCUUCAAGAACAUGUACAACGCGGUGGACAAGAGCAGGCCGGACCAGGCGGUGGCGGCGCUGGUGGGCGGCGACCGGAGCGCCUUCCACGGCUGCGCCUUCUACGGGUUCCAGGACACGCUGUGCGACCUGGCCGGCCGGCACUACUUCCGCGACUGCUUCAUCAAGGGCGGCGUGGACUUCAUCUUCGGCUACGGCCAGUCCAUCUACGAAGGGUGCACCCUGGAAUCGGACGUGCCGUCGUGGUACGGCCGGCAGCCCGGGUGGGUGACGGCGCACGGGAGGUUGCACGCCGGCAGCCCUGGCGGGCUGGUGUUCAAGGGCGGCGAGGUGCGGGGCUCCGGCCGCCUGUACCUCGGCCGCGCGUGGAACCAGUACGCCACCGUCGUCUUCUAUCACGUGAACAUGACCGACGUCGUGGUCCCGCAGGGAUGGGAGGCCUGGAACGCCGGCCAAGAUGUGUCACAGGUGACGUUCGCGGAAGUUGGAUGCAGUGGCCCAGGAUCCAACACUGCCGGAAGAGUUUCAUGGGAGAAGCAUCUCAGCGAGGGAGAGCUGCAGAGAUUCGUGGACAUGAAGUUCAUUGAUCGUGAUGGUUGGCUAUCCAGUCUACCUAAUUAG
Molecule: messenger RNA, 1089 nt
Organism: Lolium rigidum
Lineage: Eukaryota; Viridiplantae; Streptophyta; Magnoliopsida; Poales; Poaceae
Product: probable pectinesterase 66
Exons: 3
Coding region: 1-1089 (362 amino acids)
Biological process (GO): cell wall modification
Molecular function (GO): pectinesterase activity
Source: RefSeq, a predicted model, not a curated record